Messenger RNA from Helianthus annuus (common sunflower), 1744 nucleotides. RefSeq lists its product as uncharacterized. Lineage: Eukaryota; Viridiplantae; Streptophyta; Magnoliopsida; Asterales; Asteraceae. Bases 322 to 819 code for a protein of 165 amino acids. The transcript is spliced from 2 exons. The record is from RefSeq and is a predicted model, not a curated record.
AACACCAUUUUUAAUGACAAAGACCAAUCCUUUUCUUGAAGUUGACCCAUGAUCGUUUAUGACAUUGAAAGUGAGUUUAAUUUGUCCCUUACCACCCACUUUCAUACGUGUAUGGUUACCUAGCUUAACUGAGUGAGAAUAACUUUCAUCAAGAUCAAAGAAUUUCCUUUUUAUCCCCACACAUGUGAUUCGAAUAACCCAAGUCCAAAGGCAAAAACCACAUACAAUUGCUUCUUUCAUCACCCCAGUUUGUGCCAUAAAAAGACUAACCUUUUUACAAGCAAUGCUUCACCUGCAAGUCUUUAGUGCACAGCUUUGCCAAUGUCUUUCUCUGUGCUUCAGCAAUACCCGUGGCAAGUUUUUCAUCAUCUACCGAUUUCAUGGUUAUUAACUAGGGCUGCAAAUGAAUCGAAUGAACACGAACAACCUAUUGAGGGAGACCAUUCGGUUGUUGUUCCUGUUCCUCCUGCCGGCACCAGCGCAAAAAGCAAAUGCAUGGCUCGGUGUGAGAAGAUAACCCGCCUGAUGAACCGACAAAGAGUUAGGAGGCCGGUUGCUUUAUCACCUCCAACCGGGCCGGAGUCGUUUGUUAUCACGCUAUCGGAAUCGGGUACCGUAACCGUAUGUUUAACCGUGGAGCCUUCCUACAAGUCGUCUUACAAAGAGGAAGUGAAAGCUCUGAAGAUUGCUUGGGGAACCACGCUAGUAUUACUUAACAUUGUUCGUUUGGAGAAGAAAUUGGCCUCGUUGAUCUACAUGAGCAUGGGAUUGUUGUGGUUAUCCAUCGUUUGUUGUUUGUUGUUGGUUGGUGGUGGUUGAAGUCUACAAGCACGCCAAAGAGGAUCCCAAAAAGGGUUGGUUGUGGAAUGGUGUACAACCAACCCUCUUUGGCGUGCUUGUAGACUUGAUCCACCACCAGCCAACAAACAAUUGAUAACCACAACAAUCCCACGCUUGUGUAGAUCAACGGGGCCAAUUUCUUUUCCAAACGAACAACGUUAAGUAAUACUAGCGUGGCUCCCCAAGCAAUCUUCAGAGCUUUCACUUCCUCUUUGUAAGACGACUUGAAGGAAGGCUCCAUGGUUAAACUUACGGUUACGGUACCUGAUUCCGGUAGCGUGAUAACAAACGAAUUCGGCCCGGUUGAAGGUGCUUAAGCAGCCAGCCUCAUAACUCUUCAUAGGUUCUUCAUAAUGCGGGUUAUCUACUCACACCAAGCCAUACAUAUGCCUUUUGCGCCGGUGCCGACAACGAGAGGAACAGGAACAACCGAGUUGUCUCCCUCAACAAGUUGUUCACCUGUUUGAGAAACUUCUCCACGUUCACUUUCGGUGAUCUCGAGUGAAAGGUAAGGCUCUCCUGUUUGUUUUGUCAUUUUUUGCAAGUGAGAGGAGUAAUACGAAUGAGGGAGAAGAUGAUAAUGAAAUAUAACGUUCUCUCUAUUUAUACUAUCUCUCUACUCCUUUUGUUUUUGUGUUUUUGUGUAAAGUCAACUCAUUUGAAAAUGAUACCUCUGUUCUGUUGGUUUUGUUUUAUUGUUGUUGCAGAGAGUUUGUCUUAUAUAUUAGUGUACUUUCCUUAGUUAGUAUGAGACAAACAAAUAUUCAAAGUGAUUGCAGAGAAUACUAAAUGUAAUUGUGCAUUAACUCUUCUAUAAGAGCUCAUGUUUGCAUGGUUUAUUGUGCAUUAAAUGUAAUUUAAUAUUCUUAUUCAACAUUAAUUUAUAUUUUAUUAUUAGUGGCUA